Paramuricea clavata is the source of this 249-nucleotide messenger RNA. NCBI's taxonomy places the organism in Eukaryota, Metazoa, Cnidaria, Anthozoa, Malacalcyonacea, Plexauridae. The record is from the annotation of a GenBank genome assembly.
AUGACGGUUAUUAAUGCAGUUGGUCGUUCUUCAGUUUCGAAGCACACUAAUCCAGACAAUCAAGGCCUGGUGCAAGCCAUACUGAGUGUAUUGAGUAGACUGGCUUUACUUAUAGGGCCAUUAAUUGGUAGCAGUCUAUUUACACAUAAAAAAAUUUUGGCAAUCAUUCUAUCAGGAUCACAGAUACUUGAAUUGAUCUUGGUUUUUCUUGAUUUUAACAAACUCAAAGUCAAUCCAAGUAAAGGUUAA